This is a messenger RNA of Dracunculus medinensis (Guinea worm), 231 nucleotides long. Lineage: Eukaryota; Metazoa; Nematoda; Chromadorea; Rhabditida; Dracunculidae. The record is from the annotation of a GenBank genome assembly.
AUGCCGACGAUCGGUUGGUUCGAUGCAUUUCGCGAAAAUGGUGAUCCAACAUGGUUUGGUGAAAAUCGUACACCAGUUGUGUUUGAUAUGAAAAUUUUCGGACUUUCCUCUUUAUUUAUCACUCCACUAAUUGCUUAUAUUAUUAUUCUUCCUGGUGUUCGACGACAUCAAAUAGUUUCCACAUUAAUCUUUUUUUUAAGUAUCCUCGUUGGUGCUUCCAUAUUGUGUUAG